CCCAAAUUUGUUUUCGAAUAGCAGAAGAGCAGCAAGGUCUGGAAUUGGGAGUUGCAGAGAUGGAAGGAGAAGGAAGAUCGGAGAUGGAGUUCACGGAGAUCGAGACCAGGGCGGAGUGCUUUGACAGCUCCGUCAUAUUCCAUGUCGUCGCUGACAUCCUAGGGUUCGUCCUUUACAUGCACCAGCAAAUCCCUUCUAUUUUGCAGGAUGUGAGUCUUGAAUUUGACACACUUCAAACUGAGUAUAAAGAAUUGGAGAUGGUUCUGGCACAAAAUGAAUUCAAGGCAUCUUUCCGGAGGAAGCAUGCUGGGAGAAUGAGAGAGGUAAAACAGGGGAUUAGAAGACUGGAGAAAGUGAUGACGACAAUUUCUAGCCUCCGAACUGCCCUGCAACUGAUGAUUAGUGAGAUUCCCGAUAUCAAUGGAGUCAUUUUGGUUCUUGGAGCCAGCCCAAUACGCCCUCGACAUGUUUAUGAGGUGUGCUUUUUACAUGGAAAGGUUGUAUCUGGAGGUGAUGUUGAUUUCACUAAAAGCCGAGCAGCAGAAGGGCUUUCAAGAAAGGCUAUUCGGACGCUAAUUUCCAAGGGAGCAGGAUCUGAUUCUUAUGCAGGCCCUACCAAGUUGUUUUUGUUGGUUAAAGCUCCACCUUCUUUCAACCUGCCCCUGCAUUUUCUUCCCAAGCGUGACUUCAGGUACAGCAAAAAGAUAGUGCCUCUCAGGUUACGAUUCAAGUGUAGAACCCAAGAUUUGGAAACCGACGCUCAACAUUGUGUUGCUCAAACUGCUGAAUCUGUCAGUUUGUUGGAUUCUACUUCAAAUGAUUUGAUCUGGUUUCAAUGUCGACAUGUAAUUAAAGGCAUAGCAUCCAAGACAUCUUCGACAGAAGAGUGAGGUGGGUCAUACAAUUUUCAUAUUCUGAAGUUGUGAACAGAAUUUUAGGUCAUUCAUUUUGAUUCUUUCAUCCCAUGGUUCAUUGGUUUGGAUGUAGUCAGUUUUUGCUGGAGUAGCAGAACCAAACUAGAAGUCAACCUGGCUUGCAGAGCAAAUGUUCAUAGUAGUAGUCCCAGUUCUCUCCACAACUAACAUUUUUGGUUCUCUGGCUGGUUAUCCCAUAUUGCUCUUUAUAUCAUCAUCUUCAAUUAGGAAAUGUAUCUUCUAGGAUCUUGGCAUUGUUAUGAAUCUAUUUUGUUGCAAAUAGAGUAUGUGAUGUAGUUAGGAAAAGAAUCUUGAUGUUGUAUAAUGAAGCAUUUUUCAGAUUACAAGAAGGGGGCCAGAUUGCUUUUGUUGUGUUGCAUAUUUAUGAUGACAAAAACAUGGACUGUUAUACAUUUCAAGAUA
Molecule: messenger RNA, 1337 nt
Organism: Camellia sinensis
Lineage: Eukaryota; Viridiplantae; Streptophyta; Magnoliopsida; Ericales; Theaceae
Product: non-structural protein
Biological process (GO): regulation of exit from mitosis
Cellular component (GO): nucleus
Source: RefSeq, a predicted model, not a curated record